Molecule: messenger RNA, 2167 nt
Organism: Rhizophagus irregularis DAOM 181602=DAOM 197198
Lineage: Eukaryota; Fungi; Glomeromycota; Glomeromycetes; Glomerales; Glomeraceae
Biological process (GO): protein phosphorylation
Molecular function (GO): ATP binding; protein binding; protein kinase activity
Source: RefSeq, a predicted model, not a curated record
UAAUUACAAGACACAAUUAACAAUAAAACACACUUAGUUACAAGUUAUUAUAAUAAAUAAUUUUAAUAUGCAAAUUGAAAAUUCAAACGAAUGGAAUAACUGGAUCGAAAAUGCAAUAGCGAGCAGAAAUAUUAAACAAUAUGAAUAUAAAAAUUUUAGUAACAUACAAGAAAUUUGUUCCAGUAAUUUUGGAAAGGUUUACCGUGCAAAUUGGAAUGACUUUCAUGGACAUUUAGUUUUGAAAUCUUUUUAUAAUCUCAGCAAAACCACACUUAAAGAAAUAGUUCAUGAGAUACAACUUCGGCGUCAAAUAGAUUUUCACAAUAAUAUUAUUCGAUUUUGUGGUAUUGUAACGGAAAACAAUCCAAAAGAUUUCUUUUUAGUAAUGGAAUAUGCCGAUAGUGGCACCCUUAAAAAUUAUUUGAAGGAAAAUUUCAAAAAUCUUACUUGGAAUGACAAAUUCGAUCUAGCAUUUCAAUUAGUUCACGUUGUGUCAUGCCUACAUGACGAAGAAAUUGUACACCGUAAUUUGCAUUCUAAUAACAUAUUAAUACAUCAAAAAAAUAUUAAAUUAGCAAAUCUUGGCCUAUCUAAAAGAAUUGAAGAAGCGUCCGAUCCUCAAUCAAUUGGAAUGAUUCCUUAUGUUGAUCCAAAGAGUUUUACCAGGAAAAGAAAUAGGGAUAAUGAGAUUGAAGUGUAUUCAUUAAAUAAAAAGAGUGAUGUUUAUAGUGUGGGUGUAUUGUUGUGGGAAAUAUCCAGCGGUCGUCCUCCUUUUGAUAAUGAACCGUACGAUAUCGCAUUAGCUAUGGAAAUUUUCAGUGGCCGUAGAGAAAUUCCUGUUAGUGAUACACCCGAUGAUUAUAUAAAUAUUUAUACUGGUUGUUGGGACAUAGAACCAGAUAAUCGUCAAACUAUGCGUCAAAUUACUUCAAGUAUUAAGAAAAUCGAAUAUGAAACUAUAGAAGCAAAUGACGUAAAUUGUGACGAAAUGGUUAUCGAUGAUCAUGAAAAUGUCGUGGUUGAUAAUGACCACGUUGAAGAAAGUAUUGAGAAAGAUGUAGUUAAUGAAGACCAUAAUUAUGAUGAGGAAAUGGCUGUCGAAGAAGAACAUGAAAUAGAGGUUAAUGAUGAUAAUAUUAAAGAAUUAAUUGAACUACUUAGUUCUAUGAAAAUAGAAGAGGAAAAACAUAAAAUUCUUGAAUAUCUUAAUGAACGUAACAUAACUUCACGAUUAAUAUUUAAUUUUAUUUCAGCUAAUCAAAAUAAUUCAAAUUCAUUAGUUAUUCUUGGUAGAUUCAAUCAUUUAGGAAUUGAAACAGAAAUUAAUGAACAAAAAGCUUAUGAAUUAUAUCAAGAUGCAGUAAAUUUAGGAAAUGUAUAUGGAAUGAGUUAUUUAGCUCAUUGUUAUGAGCAUGGAAUUGGAGUUGAUGUUAAUAAACAAAAAACAUUUGAAUUAUAUCAAAAGGCUGCAGAUUUGGGAAAUGCGCCCGGUGAAAAUAAUUUAGGGUAUUGUUAUGAUUAUGGAAUUGGAACUAACGUUGAUAAAGAAAAAGCAUUCGAGUUAUAUAAAAAAGCUAAAGAACAAGGCCUUAUUAUAGCCAAAUAUAAUCUUGCUCAAUGUUAUCUAGAGGGGAAUGGCGUUGAUGAGGAUCCUGACACCGCUUUCGAAUUAUAUAAAGAAUUGGCUUAUGAAAAUUACCCAGACGGAGUAGAACGUUUAGGAUAUUGUUAUCAAUAUGGAACUGGAACUAAUAUUGACCUUCAGAAAGCAUUAGAGUUAUAUCGAGAGGCAAAAAAAUUAGGAAGUAUAUCUGGAAUGACUAUGUUAGCGACUUGCUAUCAUGAUGGAAUUGGAACUAACUCAAAUAAGAAGAAGGCAUUGAAACUAUUUGAGGAGGCUGCAGAUUAUGAAUAUAAUGAAGCUCAAUUUAAUCUUGCUUGUAUAUACGAUAAAGGUGAGGGCGUUAGUAAAGAUAACAAGAAAGCUUUUGAAUUAUUUAAAAAAUUGGAUGAAAGUGAACAUCCAGAUGCGAUUUGUUAUUUGGCACAUUAUUAUCUAAAUGGAAUCGAAACCAGUGUUGAUAAAAGAAAGGCAUUUGAACUAUAUCAAAAAUCAGCGAAUUUAGGUAGUUGGACAGCCCAAUAUAUGCUUGCUACUAUGUAUGGA